UCACUGUGGAACAUGGUGUUUUAUUCCAAGUGGAAUUCCCCGAGGAGGAGGAACAGACCUUGCCUUGGGGAUGUUUCGUACUCUCCUGCAUGGUACGUCACUGGCUGCUCCUGCAGUUUCCAGGUAGAUGACAGUGGCUGAUACCCCUAAUCAUCACAGGAUAACCUGCUCUUAGGGUUCUCCACAUUGUUCUGGUGCAGCAAAGAGCACAGAGCCUGGGGAAUCGGGGAAAAUGAGCUCUUAAGGGGAAAAGUUGCAAAAAAAGACCUUUGUAACAUUGAUCUGACUCAACCAAAGUGUGUGCUGCUGUUUCUUGCUGAGUUCUUGCAGUGUGUUUCUGCUGCCUUUGCUUUGUGUGUGCCUGAGUCUGGCAGUGAGUCCCAUGCCCUGGACAUUCUCUGGAGCCUUUUGAGGAGUAAAUGCUGCUGCUGUGUGGUGGAUCUCUACUCUGAGCCCUCUUUCUGCCAUGAACAUCAUUCCUUUGCCUUUCCCUCUCUCUUCCAGGUCCAGUCUCUAUUCAAGUAGGGAGCAGAAUUAGGGGCUGGGGCUAUUCAAUGUCAAGUGUGUUUGUACUUGCCCAACGAAGGUUUUAUCUGUGCUGAAGAACUCCACUCGUUGGAAACUUGCUUCCCCUGGAAACCAUUUCAAUUCUGUCCUCAAAAAUGGCCUAAAAUGCUUGUCCUGCAGCUUGUCCCUCUGGUCCUUAAAUCCCUGUUAAUGCUUCCCCUGUGCUUGCAUUUUGUCCUCCCAUGGUUCUGCUGAGGCCAGACUUUCCUUUUGUUUUCUUUCCCUUCUGCCUCCCGCUAACGAGACGUUUUUAUGAUUCUUCAGCAUUCUGGGUGCUUUUGUGAAGUGCAGGUUAAAAGUACAAGGUGUUAGUGCAGCAAAUGCUGCCGUGCUGUCUGCCUGCAAAUGCCUGAGGGGAGCAAACUGGGACAGCUCCCAGCACGUCCUUCCUGCCCUGUCCCGCUAAGCCCUGCCCGGGCUCUUGCCCCUCACUGCCGUGUUUGUUCCCAGUGUUUGCCAGGACUAUGCCAUUGGGAAAGAGGGUGGCUGGGAGGGUGAACGUGGAGGCUGGGCUGGAUUUCUGCCCUUCCCCGGGCAGUGGAGUGUUCGGCUGCACUUUGAUCCCUAGAGAGAGGCUUGGCAGAGGCGGCUGGUGCUCUGCCCGAGUUGGGAACAGGCUCCACAGCACCCCUCGCUGCGUUCCCUAUGGGCCAGAGGGUGGGAGAGUGGGUCAGGAUGAGGCCCGUGCUCUGGGCUGCCUGCAGCCAGCUGCUGCCCCAGGGAGCUGGGCUCUGCGCUCCCAAGCCAGCUCUGACCACUCUGGUGACCACUCUGGUGACCACCUCACACCACAGCCUGCGGCCCCCGGCCCCUCUGGCCACCUCCAGCUCGUCACCCAGUGCGUUUGCAGCGUUCCUCCGGCCCCUGGUUCCAGGGAGCAGAGCCCCCACCCGCUGGAGCUCACGGUUCAACGUGCCCCCCAGUGCCCUGCUCGUGGCCCGGCCCGUGGGGGUCUGCUCCAUGAUGAGGCUUCCCCUGCAGGCAUCGGCGGAGGGGCUGGACGCGGCGUUUGUCGGCGUUCCGCUGGACACGGGCACGUCCAACCGGCCAGGAGCCAGGUUCGGCCCGCGUCAGAUCCGCGCCGAGUCCGCGAUGGUGAGGAGGUGCAACGGCAGCACCGGGGCAGCACCGUUCGACUCCCUGCGGGUGGCCGACAUCGGGGACGUGAACGUGAACCUCUACAACCUGCCCGACAGCUGCCGCCUCAUCCGGGAGUCCUACCAGGGGAUCGUGGCCUCCGGCUGCGUGCCCCUCACCUUGGGUGGAGAUCACACCAUAACAUACCCAAUCCUGCAGGCCCUGGCAGCAAAGCACGGUCCCGUGGCACUGGUGCACGUGGAUGCUCACACCGACACCGGAGACACGGCUCUGGGGGAGAAGAUCUACCACGGGAGCACGUUCCGGCGCUGUGUGGAGGAAGGGCUGCUGGACUGCGGCCGCGUGGUCCAGAUCGGCAUCCGAGGCUCCUCCUAUGACCCCGAUCCCAACAAGUACUGCCGGGAACAGGGUUUCCGGGUGGUCCCGGCUGAGGAGUGCUGGAUGAAGUCCCUGGAGCCACUGAUGAGGGAGGUGAGGGCACAGAUGGGGGACAAGCCAAUGUACAUCAGCUUCGAUAUCGAUGGGCUGGACCCCGCGUACGCCCCGGGCACCGGCACCCCGGAGAUAGCCGGGCUCACACCGGCGCAGGCUUUGGAGAUUAUUCGUGGCUGCAGAGGCCUGAACAUAGUGGGGUGUGACCUUGUGGAAGUUGCACCAAUGUACGACGCCUCUGGCAACACGGCCCUCCUGGGGGCAAACCUACUGUUUGAGAUGCUGUGUGUUCUCCCAGGAGUGAAGACGCUGUGAGGGCAGUUCCCACCUGCCCUGGGGCGGUGCUACUCUGUGUCCUCAGCCAGGCUUUCCAUGUACCCUUCCCUUCAGCUGGCUGCAGCCAGCAUGGGCUUUGCAGCACGAAAUAAAUGCCAUUUACCACUA
Corvus hawaiiensis (hawaiian crow) is the source of this 2541-nucleotide messenger RNA. RefSeq names its product agmatinase (gene AGMAT). Gene Ontology annotation, molecular function: agmatinase activity; metal ion binding. Lineage: Eukaryota; Metazoa; Chordata; Aves; Passeriformes; Corvidae. Bases 1213 to 2412 code for a protein of 399 amino acids. The transcript has 7 exons. The record is from RefSeq and is a predicted model, not a curated record.